AUGUCGCUGGAGAUCAGCAGCCAACCGCCAACACGCUCACUUAGGGGUAAAGUUGCUAUAGUAACAGGUGCAGGCUGCGCUGGGGAUGGCCUUGGCAAUGGCCGAGCCAUAUCAAUAUUGCUCGCGAGCGACGGAUGUCACGUGGUAUGUGUCGACCGAAACCUAGAGUGGGCGUCAAGGACCGUGGACAUCGUGAACUCAGAGCCCGGGCGCGGGGAGGCCGUUGCUGCCGAGGCGGAUGUGACGCAUGAGAAAGCCUGUCGGCGGGUAGUCGAGCUUGCCAUUGAAAGAUUUGGCAGACUCGACAUCCUGGUCAACAACGUGGGUGUUGGUGGUGCUCCUGGAACAGCCGUCGAAGUAGACAUGCAACUCUGGGCAAAGGGUUUGGAGAUAAACGUCUCAAGCAUGGUUAUAAUGGCCAAAUUCGCCGUCCCUGUCAUGAAACGCAACCAAGGCGAGCUCAAAGGGUCAAUUGUGAAUAUGGGCAGCGUUGCGGGAUUAAAGGGCGGCACACCUCAUUUGCUUUACCCUACUAGCAAGGGCGCCAUUGUCAAUAUGACACGGGCAAUGGCUGCACAUCAUGCAGAUGAUGGUAUCAGAGUCAACUGUGUUUGCCCAGGGAUGUUGUACACGCCCAUGAUGUAUGCUGGAGGUAUGAGUGAGGAGGCACGAGAAGCCCGCAAAAAGCGAAGCUUGCUUGGGACAGAGGGAACAGGAUGGGAUUGUGCUUGCGCAGUUGUAUUCUUAGCAAGCGAACAUGCGAGGUGGAUCACAGGUGCCAUCCUUCCUGUCGAUGCUGGUGCUACUGCAGCAGUUGGGAUUGGCUUGCCAAAAGCUGCGAGCGUCAACGGCGGUCAAUAA
Exophiala aquamarina CBS 119918 is the source of this 861-nucleotide messenger RNA. RefSeq lists its product as uncharacterized. NCBI's taxonomy places the organism in Eukaryota, Fungi, Ascomycota, Eurotiomycetes, Chaetothyriales, Herpotrichiellaceae. The record is from RefSeq and is a predicted model, not a curated record. The transcript is spliced from 2 exons. The coding region runs from base 1 to 861 and encodes 286 amino acids. Gene Ontology annotation, molecular function: oxidoreductase activity, acting on the CH-OH group of donors, NAD or NADP as acceptor.